AUGGCAUCAUCAUCGAGUAAUGUUAAAAAUAGAAAACCAUUGUCUGGCACAGAUGCUGCCAAAGCAACCGAAAACAAAAGAAAUCGAGUCAAGGGAUUAAACAGUGAAUUGUCAAAUGUCAAACAACAACUAGAGAUUACGAAAAAUGAUAAUAAAAAUUUGCUCGAGCUUAAGGAGCAACUUGAACAACGCCUUGAAGAUUGUAAAAAAAGUAAGGAGCAGAUCGAGCAACACCUUGAGGCUUAUAAAAAAAGAGUAGAAGAAACAUUAUAUUUGAAAGAUCUUAUUAUUUCGGGACUUGCUAGAAAAUUACAAUCUCACUGCUGUUGA
Molecule: messenger RNA, 330 nt
Organism: Ambispora leptoticha
Lineage: Eukaryota; Fungi; Glomeromycota; Glomeromycetes; Archaeosporales; Ambisporaceae
Source: the annotation of a GenBank genome assembly